AUGCCUCUGCCUGUGCCAGUCGAACGAUGGCUUCGUUCGAUCUACACGAACACGCCUUUCGACCAAGAAUGGCUCGACGAAUGCUCAGACUACCUCCAAACGACUCUGCCCGAGAGCGCAACUCCUGCAGAGUGGAACAGGAUGCUUGCCCAUCAGCUCAUCCACUCUGAUCUGACGGCUUCGCUCUCUUCGGCAGCUCUUCCCUCUGAGGCUGCACUCGCCUCUGCAGACAGAAUCGCGACUGCACGAGGGGGCAUACUCGUCCAGAUUGUGGCAAUGCACGAUAUUGCUCAUCCUGCCCUGACUCAGCUCGAUAUACUCAAGCAACGCAGAGCAGAGAGGAAAGCAGCAGAAAGAGGCGUGGCCCCUUUGCGCGUCAUCGGCGGGACGGAACAGCCCUCCGAAGAGAAUGCAGAGGUGGAUCAAGACCCUACGCCUGUCUUUCCGAGAGGCAUGCUCAAGCUGACCUUGUCGGAUGGGUACAAUACUGCUCAGGCGAUUGAGAUGAACCGGAUUGACGCGCUCUCUAUGAUGGCCACGCCCCUCGGUGCAAAGCUCGUCCUCAAGAAUGCCAGCGUCAGAAAUGGCAUGCUUUUGCUCGAUCCUACCAACUGUAUUUGCAAGGGCGGAGCUAUUGGGCUCUCUGACGGAGAGCUCGAGGAUAGACUCGAAGCGGUUUUGAACGCUCGGUUGCGACAGGACGCCCCAGCACAAGAGGUUCCGAGGCCGCGAGCUAAGAGGGAGACGCCUGCGGCAUCGUCACGAGCACCUGCGAGCAAUGCUCAUGCAGUUGGCGCAAAGGCUCAUUCGAGGGCGACAGAGGCUUCUCAUCAUGUCGAUCUGAAUGACAUUGACUUUGACGACGAGGAUCUGCCGGACGAGGACGAGCCGGCGCGAAAAGUACAAGUCCUUUCAUCCAGUUCGCCUCCGCCAGAACGCAAGAGCACGAUCAAGCGCAGCAAUGGCAAGACGACGAGCGCAUACUUUGAACUAUCAGACUAG
Molecule: messenger RNA, 1002 nt
Organism: Mixia osmundae IAM 14324
Lineage: Eukaryota; Fungi; Basidiomycota; Mixiomycetes; Mixiales; Mixiaceae
Exons: 3
Coding region: 1-1002 (333 amino acids)
Biological process (GO): double-strand break repair via homologous recombination; resolution of meiotic recombination intermediates
Cellular component (GO): nuclear body; RecQ family helicase-topoisomerase III complex
Source: RefSeq, a predicted model, not a curated record